Molecule: messenger RNA, 1008 nt
Organism: Penicillium mononematosum
Lineage: Eukaryota; Fungi; Ascomycota; Eurotiomycetes; Eurotiales; Aspergillaceae
Exons: 2
Coding region: 1-1008 (335 amino acids)
Source: RefSeq, a predicted model, not a curated record
AUGGAGCUCCUCACACGACACCCUCAUCCAAUACCUCUGGGCAUGAAGGAACUCGGUCCUAUCUCCGAUUUGGCCCCAUUUUCAGCCUUGAUCAUUUCCAUUGUGCUGGUUAUAUUCUUCAUUGCUCGAUUCUACGUCCUGGAAGGGUUUCUCAUCCGCCGUCUAUAUGGCUCGAUCUACACGAAUAUGAGCGAGCUAAACCGCCGUGGCUUCGUGAAUCAUCACAUUGCCGGUGUCACCAAGUUAAUCAUUCUGAUUGUUGCCGCAUACCCAUUUGUCAGUGUCGCUUUCUGCAAAGGGCCGUCAUUCAACACGCCCUUCGUCAAAGGCUCGAUGGUGACACUGGGAGACAUCCUGAUUAUUGUGGCCCAGAUGUUGAUUGGAAUAUACAUUUUCGAGCUGAUCUACCGGGUGAAGUUGUCACCCGUGGCCGUGAUGCACCACAUUGGGACCAUUUUCAUUGGCCAAGCGGCCAUAGCAAUUAGUCUGCGCCCGUUACGCGAAUCUGAUGCGUACAUCGAGUUUGUCCUCUGCACUGUCUGGGGUGCAUUUGACACCGUGUUCGAGUUGUUCCCUCACGUCGCUAUAAUUCUCUACCGCAUCUUCCCCAACCGGCACCACCUCCUCAGCAGGAUCUUCCUCUUCUCCUGUUUCACAACCGCGUUGGGGACAGUCACCGAGACGGUUGUGACAAUGUGGCUGUUUGGAAGUACAUGGGACCGGUGGCGUCUUGCCUUCAAGGUUGUCACGCCGCUUCUGCAUCUGGCUUUCUCCGCAGCCCAGAUACACGGCACUCUUGUCUUCUGGCGGAUGUACUGCCGACAAAAGCGCUUCGAAAGGGAGGCUGACGAAGAAGCCAAGGAUAGCUAUGUUGGGGGAGUGGACUCCAGAAAUGAUUUUCAAUCCCAACGCCAGAGCGGGCGGAUUACGGAGGGGGAGGGCAACUGUGGCUGGCACACUGUGGAAUCGGGGGUCCCGCUUGUUAAUGCUGCUGAGAAGGCAGGUUAG